This is a messenger RNA of Halichondria panicea, 4010 nucleotides long. RefSeq lists its product as uncharacterized. Gene Ontology annotation, molecular function: protein binding. Lineage: Eukaryota; Metazoa; Porifera; Demospongiae; Suberitida; Halichondriidae. The transcript is spliced from 14 exons. The record is from RefSeq and is a predicted model, not a curated record. The coding region runs from base 173 to 3715 and encodes 1180 amino acids.
AUAAUUAUAGUGUGCAAAUAAGCCUUCCUAAUAGAGGGCCACAGCUAGCUAGCUAAUCUUCACAAUGGGCAUACAAUAGAUAGUACAUGGGCGUGGACGGACCACACCUAUAUGAUACCAUGGCCAUGCAAGCCGUAUUUUAAUCGGCCUGGAUUCGAGACUAAUUCCUGAAAUGCGCAUCACUAUAGGAGCUGUGACCAGGGAUGGACUAACUCCACUGGGACUGGCAGUCAGUAGGGGACACCUGGACACCACAAAGUUCCUCAUCAUGAAAUGCAAUGCGGCUGUUAAUGAUUCUGCACUAGUAGUUACUAUCCUAGAGCUGACACUGAAAGAUGAAGGUGAUGUAACCACCAAAGUUGACGAGAACAAUCGACUUCUCUUGGCUUGCAAGUUUGGGUACGCAACAAUUGUUCGAUAUCUGAUCAAUGAGUGCAAUGUGGAUAUUAAUGGCGCUGUGACCAGUGAUGGACUAACUCCACUGGGAGUGGCAGUCAGAGAGGGGCACCUGGACACUAUCAAGUACCUCAUCAUGGAGCACAACGUGGCUGUCAAUGGCGCUGUGACCAGUGAUGGACUAACUCCACUGGGAGUGGCAGUCAGAGAGGGGCACCUGGAUACUAUCAAGUACCUCAUCAUGGAGCACAACGUGGCUGUCAAUGAUUCUGCACUAGUAGUUCGUAUCCUAGAGCUGACACUGAAAGAUGAAGGUGAUGUAACCACCAAAGUUAACGAGAACAAUCGACUUCUCUUUGCUUGCAAGUUUGGGUACACUGCAAUUGUUCGUUAUCUGAUCAAUCAGUGCAAUGUGGAUGUCAAUGGAGCUGUGACCAGUGAUGGACUAACUCCACUGGGAGUGGCAGUCAGAUGGGGGAAGCUGGACACUAUCAAGUACCUCAUCACAGAGUGCAAUGUGGAUAUCAAUAUUGCUGUGACCAGUGACGGGCUAACUCCACUGAGGAAGCUGAACAUUAUCAAGUACCUGAUCUCAGAGUGCAAUGUGGCUGUCAAUGAUGUUCUUCUACUUGCCUGCAAGUAUGGGGUUACCAAAAUCGUGGAAUAUCUUCUAAAUGAUGUUGUUGGCUGUGAUCCCAAUAUCAAAGAUGACGAUGGACACACACCACUCUUUCUUGCAGAGAACAAGGAAAUCAUUCUACUCUUGUUGCAACACGGAGCUACUGCUAAAAAUGCAUAUUCCCAGCAUCGCAAAGCUCUUGGUAAAGUGUUUUCAAAGGAUCCACUGAAAAACCCAGUGAAGAUACUUGUUAUCGGUCACGGUGGAGAAGGAAAGAGCACUCUCAUUGAAGCAAUGGAACACGAGCCAACUGCACUCACAUCUCUAGUCAACAUUUUCGUCUCUCCUAAAGAAGUCGAUGGAGUCAGCCAGAAAACAGCCGGAAUCAUCCCUCGAUUAUUCAAGAGCCAUGUAUUUGGAGAUGUGUUGGUCUAUGACUUUGCUGGUCAAGAGGUCUACUACAGCAGUCACGCUGCCAUUAUCAAGAACACCGUCGAUGCAUGUCGGCCCAUUAUUCUCCUAGUCCUAGGGCUCCAUAAAGAUGACACCUACACCACUCACUCUGUCUCCUAUUGGUUGGGCAUCAUUGCUAACCAGUGUGCCAAUAUGGAGGGCAAAGCACCACUCAUUGUGGUAGGUAGCCAUGCUGAUUGCUUAACUGACGAUCAGAAGAUUUCAAAGAAAGAAGAGAUUGUUUUGGAAGCUGUUUCGAGAUAUCCGACCCUGGAUCUGCUGAAGUUCAUUCCCAUGGAUAAUCGCUACUCCAACUCUAGUGGAAUGAAGAUAUUGCGAGCUACUGUCGGCCCUGCUUGCGCCAGCAUUCGAUCAACGUUGGCUGUUUCUUUAAAUGCACACAUGUUUCUCAUUUACCUUGUUGGCAAGAAUGAGAUUGCGUUAUCACUGGAGCAAGUUCAGCAACAAAUAAAGGAGGAAUCCAGUCAAGCCCUCUCCAAGAAGCACAAAGAAAUUGUACCAUUCAUUCCGACAACCAUUCCUCGUUUUGUUGAUAUCUGUGUUCAGCUCAAUGACAAAAGUCACAUCCUCUUCCUACAUAACACCAGCUCACCAGAGAAGAGCUUCAUUGUCAUCAAGAAAGACGAGCUCCUGGGUAAAGUCAAUGGCACCAUAUUUGCUCCAGAAGAUUUUGAUCAGCACUGUCAACUCUCCACAAGCACUAGUACUGGUGUUGUUCCUUGCUCCAAGCUGGCUGCUGAAUUCCCUAACUUGGAUACUGACAUGCUCACUGGAUUUUUAAUUAAUCUCGAGUUUGCUGUGCCUAUUGAAGACCCGGAAGUCCUCCGUCUUAUCAAUCAGCAUCGAACAGACGCUGGUGAGUCUGUACCACCUGAUGAGUCAUAUCUUUUCUGUCCUGCCCUCAUCCGGUUAGAAGUUGACACAAAAGUGUUCAAGCAUCGCGAUGACCUUGCUUAUCAUUUUGGUUGGGUUAUGUCGUGCUCUCACAAGAACCAGUUUUUGGACGCUCGAUUUCUCCACGUUCUCCUGCUUCGAAUAUCUCUCUCCCUUGGGCUUGCUCCAAUCAUAGAUUCUGACAUCCCUUUUCUGCAACGUCAAUGCUCGGUCUGGAAGACUGGUGUUUGCUGGAGCACUUCAUAUGGUGUCAAAGUGCUAGUGGAGGUCAUUAACAAGAAGAAGGUCGUUGUUUUGAUGCAAGCUCGUCAAGUCUCAAUGAAAUUUCUCAAGCUGCGCUCUACUGUGAUAAAGAAAGUUGUUGACACCUCCACUGAGUUAUGCUCUACUGUAGUCACUGAGGAGGCCCUCCUUCCUCCUCACAGUGUGACCUACCCUCUGGAAAAUACACACAUUUUUGAUCUCAAGUCCCUCGCUGACAGUAUUAUUGGCCAAGAAAUUUGUGUCGUAUCAGCUAAAGGUGUUGAAAACAUGCCAAUUAGUGAUCUGCUCCAAGCUGAAGUGUACGCUGAUCUCGGUGAAAAUAUUGUACAGCAUCUGUUCAAUCCAGCACACAAGGAACUGUCUGAUCGAUUCAUCUCGGCCCUUGUAACUUGUUGGAACAAGAAUCCUCGACUGGCUGAUAUCGUACGCACAGCUAUUACUGAGAAUGCCAGCGCGGCAUUUCAAGAGUGCAAUAAUCUCGAUGAUGUUCUGAUAGUCUGGAACAACACUGGAGAUUCCAGUGGUGAAGCACUGAGAAGAAUUCUAGAUCCACUUAGUGUGUUUGCUGGACGAAACCCUCUCGAACUGGCUGGUGUUGCUGCUAAGGAGACUAGUGAUGAUCUACUACCAGCCCCCAGACCAACAGCUAACACAGACGAGGCCACACUGACAACUAUUGAUCAUGAGGAGAGAACUGACGUCAGACAACCUGGCACAGCCUCUGAUGAGGGAGGAGUUGGUCUUCAAGAGUUGAUGGACAAGUACCAUGUCGAUACCGCCCAACUUGAUAGAGAGAUCCCUGAUAACGAAGUCCCAGUCAUAGCUGCCUAUUUCGACAGUGUGGAGCUCUACUCUCAAGCAAUGGGUCUGAGUGCCGCUGAUCAAACUACUGUGAGAACUACCCUCCUUCAAUACGAUGCUCAGACUGCCAUGACCAGGUGCUUGUCAAUAUGGAAACAUCUCUACUCUUUCAAGGCCACAUUCAGAGCACUGUUGGAGCUGCUACUGAGGCUGAAUAGAACUGAAGUAGCUGCUCAAGUCUGUCAGUACUUGACUCAGAAUUCAUGAUGAUGGAGAUGGAGCAGUUCUAACUAUCAAUGAUCUAAUGCUGAACACUAACAAUAAUUAUUAUACGUAUGCUAUACCCUAUAGCUUAGCUCUUUCAUUUAGAUUGACAGUUAACUAUUAUAAUGCUGAUGCUGAACACUUUAUUAUACGUAUAAUUAUAAUUAUAAUUAUGCUACACCCUCUAUAACUUAGCUUUUUCUUUUAUUUAGAUUUACAGUUAUAUGUUUUUUGCAAAAGUUUUACAUCAAAAGUGAUUGUUCCGACUAUUAAAUGAAAAGUUGGUAAUUAACGAUAA